AUGUUGAAGGGCACAAGUGAUCGUGGUAACAAGUACAGUGAACUGAUCGAAUUCUUGAGAUCAAAUCUCCCUGAGGGAGCGAAGAAGAUUGUUCAAGAAGAUCAGUCGCUUCUCAACUUCAAAGAUGACAGUGGAAGAUUGGCCGUGCAUUGGGCUGCUUCUGGAGGCUGUGUAGCAUUUCUGGAGUUAGUUCUUCCUGGACAUCCUGAAAUGGCAGAUGCUGUGGAUGAUUCGAAGUGGAAUUUGUUGAUGAUCGCAACUUCUGCUGGCCACUUCGAUGUGAUCAAGUACUUGCUGUCAAGAUGUGACUGUGAUGUCAAUCAUAGGUACGAAAUUUAUUUAUUUAUUUUGUUUUAGGGUUUGUUCGAAACAAAUCAUGUUGACGUAGUUUUUAUGGAAUUCAACUAAUUUUCUUUUGAAGUAGUCGUUAUAAUAAAACUUGAUUUUUAGAAAUAACAACGGUCAGACUCCAUUACACUACGCUGCGUCUAAGAACUACAUUCCAAUUGCUCGUAUGUUACUGGAGAACGGAGCUGAAGUAAAUGUUCAAGACAAAUAUGGAAGUGCUCCUCUUCAUCGUGCUGCAGCCAAAGGUCAUGUUGAUAUGAUAAUGUUGUUGAUGAAACAAAAGGGAGCUAGGGUUGAUUUGGCUGACAGAGAGGGUAACACUGCUUUGCAAAUGGCAGUAGAAGAUCAGAACGACAGUGCGGCUAUAUUUCUGGCCAAGAGAGGCGCGGAUAUUAACCGUCAGAACAGAGAAGAGAAGACUCCGUUGGACUACUGUAAAACGGCGGAUCUAAGGAGGAAAUUGAAGGACGCGGCUUCUGAGCAAGGUGCUUGA
Molecule: messenger RNA, 841 nt
Organism: Bursaphelenchus okinawaensis
Lineage: Eukaryota; Metazoa; Nematoda; Chromadorea; Rhabditida; Aphelenchoididae
Source: the annotation of a GenBank genome assembly